Geodia barretti is the source of this 1177-nucleotide messenger RNA. Lineage: Eukaryota; Metazoa; Porifera; Demospongiae; Tetractinellida; Geodiidae. The record is from the annotation of a GenBank genome assembly.
GAGGUCAUUGUGCUCGCAGCGGGUCACACACAAGUCGUCCUCUUUGCCAAUGGAAAAGGCAUCGCUGAAAUGUAGCAGCAAGUAUGAACGGAUUCUCGUCCCAGUUUCGUGCGAGUGGAAAGAUCAUGAUGGGGAGGUUUGUGGCGUUCAGUUCAGUGACGUUUCUACCUUCUCCUCUCACGUAAGGAUACACCUUUCAGGUCCUGUGACUCCGGCGUUUUGCGCUUGGAAUGGAUGUGACUUUGCAUCUACAGACCAACAACUGAUUCUUCGGCAUAUUUUAUUCCACCCUUUCCACGCUUUUUUGAAAAUUCUCGGAGAGGAGUUUCAGGCCAAAUAUGAACUACCUGCGUGUCGGAUUGAUGAGCAAUACAAGAAUUUGGUUCCACCGACAUCAACUCCUUUGAAAUGCCAGUGGAAUGAUGGGCAGUGCAUGGCUGAAUUCGAUGGUGUUGGUGAUUUCUUUCUACAUACGCGGGAUCAUGUGAUGGGUAAUGACACAGGAUGCAGUCAAUGCAAGUGGAAAGGGUGUGUGUUUGAAGGAAAGGGAAAGUAUAAGCUGAUGGAACACUGUCGAAGUCAUACAGGUGAAAAGGUUAUAGCUUGUCCUGGAUGUGGAAGUGUUUUUGCAAGCAAUGCAAAAUUUAAAGACCACCUUGUGCGCCAAAGGAGUGUUUAUAACUCAACAUUCUCAUGUUCGAUAUGUUUUCGUGCAUACCAAAAUGAACGGCUUCUUAGAGAGCAUGUAAGAAGACACAUUAACACUGUGAAAUGUCCUUACUGUGAUCUGACAUGCAAUGGACCGUCUAGACUACAACACCAUAUUACAUUCCGGCACAAUAAUGACACUCCACAGCAAUGCCCUAUUUGUCAGAAGAGUUUCAAAACUUUACAUUGUUUGAGUGAACACCUUCAAACACACAGUCAAAAAACUUUUUUAUGUUCAAUGAGUGGAUGCAAGUAUGCAGGAAAGACUCUAAAAUCGUGGCAAAAUCAUGUCAAGAAAAGUUCACAUGCAAGAACAAAAACAAUAUUGCUGUCAUAUUUGUGGUGUUUGCUUUGUUGAGGGACUGAAAUUGAGCACACACUUAAAACAAAUUCAUGGAUUUCGCCUUCCACCUGGCCAUUCUAGAUUCAGGUAUGUUACCGGGUCAGAUGGAUAUAAAAGGCUACAAAC